Molecule: messenger RNA, 1497 nt
Organism: Sabethes cyaneus
Lineage: Eukaryota; Metazoa; Arthropoda; Insecta; Diptera; Culicidae
Product: potassium voltage-gated channel protein Shaw-like
Exons: 7
Coding region: 1-1497 (498 amino acids)
Biological process (GO): protein homooligomerization; potassium ion transmembrane transport
Cellular component (GO): dendrite membrane; neuronal cell body membrane; axon
Molecular function (GO): delayed rectifier potassium channel activity; protein binding
Source: RefSeq, a predicted model, not a curated record
AUGAAUCUCAUGAACAUGGAUUCGGAGAACCGAGUGGUUCUGAACGUCGGUGGCAUCCGGCACGAGACGUACAAGGCCACGCUGAAGAAGAUUCCGGCGACACGGUUGUCCCGGCUGACGGAGGCCCUCGGCAACUACGACCCGGUGCUGAACGAGUACUUUUUUGACCGCCAUCCGGGGGUGUUUGCCCAGGUGCUCAACUACUAUCGGACGGGCAAACUGCACUAUCCGACCGACGUUUGUGGACCACUGUUCGAAGAAGAACUGUCUUUCUGGGGUUUAGAUUCCAACCAAGUAGAGCCGUGCUGCUGGAUGACGUACACUCAGCACCGGAAUACGCAAGAAACAUUGGCUGUUUUAGAUAGGCUAGAUUUAGAUACGGACAAACCCUCCGACGAGGAGGUGGCGAAAAAGUUCGGUUUCGAAGACGCUUACAAUAAGGGUAAGGUGAGCUGGUGGCAGCACCUGAAACCGCAGAUCUGGUCGCUGUUUGACGAGCCGUACAGUUCCAAUGCCGCCAAGAUAAUCGGCAUCAUAUCAGUUUUCUUCAUCUGCGUAUCGAUCAUAUCAUUCUGCCUGAAGACGCAUCCCGACAUGCGUGUGCCGUACAUCCGAAAUAUCACGGUGAAAACGGCAAGCCAAAACACCUCCUGGGUGCUGGACAAAACCCAGACGAACGCCCACGUCGCAUUUUUCUACAUCGAGUGUGUCUGCAACGCGUGGUUCACCUUCGAAAUAAUGGUACGCUUCAUCUCAUCCCCGAGCAAAUGUAGGUUUUUAAUGUCAUCUGUAAAUAUCAUCGACUACAUCGCCACGCUGAGUUUCUUCAUCGAUUUGAUACUGCAGCGGUUCGCGUCCCACCUGGAGAAUGCCGACAUCCUCGAGUUCUUCUCCAUCAUCCGUAUCAUGAGAUUGUUCAAGCUGACGCGGCACUCGUCCGGGCUGAAAAUCCUGAUCCAAACUUUUCGCGCCUCGGCCAAGGAACUGACGCUGCUGGUGUUUUUCUUAGUUUUAGGUAUCGUGAUCUUCGCCAGUCUGGUGUACUACGCCGAACGGAUACAAAUCAAUCCGCACAACGACUUCAACAGCAUACCGCUGGGGCUGUGGUGGGCGCUGGUGACGAUGACCACCGUCGGGUACGGUGACAUGACGCCGAAAACCUACAUCGGAAUGUUCGUCGGUGCGCUGUGCGCCCUGGCCGGUGUGUUGACGAUCGCCCUCCCGGUGCCCGUCAUCGUGAGCAACUUCACGAUGUACUACUCGCACACGCAGGCCCGCGCCAAACUACCCAAGCGAAGACGCCGGGUCUGUCCGGUUGAACUUUCCAGGCCACCUCGAUUGCCAGGUCAAGGUGGGCCCGGUGCGUGCGUAAACACCGGAUCCGGCAAGCUUCCCUCUUCCAACGCGCCCAGCACGGGAAGCAUGGAUCAAACAAUUAGACGCAUGAACGCCAACCGUACAAUUUCAAAGGACGUCAUCCUGCCAAAGAUGGCAUGA